Molecule: messenger RNA, 1674 nt
Organism: Cynara cardunculus var. scolymus (artichoke)
Lineage: Eukaryota; Viridiplantae; Streptophyta; Magnoliopsida; Asterales; Asteraceae
Product: isoflavone 3'-hydroxylase-like
Exons: 2
Coding region: 10-1515 (501 amino acids)
Molecular function (GO): oxidoreductase activity, acting on paired donors, with incorporation or reduction of molecular oxygen; monooxygenase activity; heme binding
Source: RefSeq, a predicted model, not a curated record
ACUUCAACAAUGGAGAUUCCCUAUCUCUACAUCUCUCUCAUACUGAUUCUAGCUUCUUAUCUGUUCACAUCCCACUUCCGCCGCAGAGCCUCCAACCUCCCGCCGACCGUCUUCCCAUCCUUCCCUAUAAUCGGCCAUCUUUAUCUUUUGAAACCACCCCUCUACAGAACCUUGGCCAAAAUCUCCACCAAGUAUGGCCCCAUCGUCCACCUCCGCUUCGGAUCCCGCCGUGUCCUCUUGGUCUCGUCACCUUCCGCCGUUGAAGAAUGCUUCACCAAGAACGACAUCACCUUUGCCAACCGCCCACGGAUGCUUUUCGGAAAGAUCAUCGGCCUGAACUACACUACUUUGGCUUGGACACCGUAUGGCGACAACUGGCGUAACCUCCGUCGUAUAGCAUCAAUCGAGAUUUUAUCUAUUCAUCGCCUCAAUGAGUUCCAUGAUAUACGCGUUGACGAAGGCAGGCUUCUGAUUCGUAAGCUGUUGUCUAACUAUUCUUCGCCGGUGACUGUGAAGUCGGUUUUCUAUGAACAGACAUUGAACGUGAUGAUGAGGAUGAUAUCUGGGAAGAGGUAUUUCGGUGGUGAUAAAUUGGAGGAAGAAGGGAAACAACUCCGGCAGAUACUGGACGACUCGUUUGUACUCGCGGGUGCUUCAAAUAUUGGGGAUUACUUGCCCAUUUUGAGUUGGUUGGGAGUGAAGAGAUUGGAGAAAAAGUUGAUCGCAUUGAAGGAAAGGAGGGAUGUUUUCUUUCAAGGUUUGAUUGAGCAGGUUAGAGAAGGGAAUGGGGAUCAAGCACGAAAUAAGAGGAAGACGAUGAUCGAACUAUUAUUGUCGUUACAAGAAUCAGAUCCCGAAUACUACACUGAUGCAUUGAUCCGAAACUUUGUGCUGGUAAUAUUAGGAGGUAGGACUGAUACUUCAUCUGGAACCAUGGAAUGGGCCAUGUCUCUUUUGCUAAACCACCCACAAGUUCUGCAAAAGGCAAAAAACGAGAUUGACAGAAAUGUUGGCACACAUCGUCUUGUUGAAGAAUCAGACAUGCCUAAUCUACCUUACCUCCGUUGCAUCAUAAAUGAGACACUGCGAUUGUAUCCCCCAGGCCCGAUAUUUAUUCCACACGAGUCAUCAGACGAUUGUGUUGUCGGGGGCUAUAACAUCCCACGUGGAACGAUGCUGCUUGUCAAUCAAUGGGCCAUCCAACAUGACCCGAAGGUGUGGACUGAUCCAGAAAGGUUCGAUCCAAAAAGGUUUGAAGGGUUAGAUGGCACACGAGAUGGGUUUAAGCUGUUGCCUUUCGGGUCUGGAAGGACGAGUUGUCCAGGUGAAGGGUUGGCGGUCCGUAUGGUUGGGGUAACUUUGGGUUUGAUUAUCCAGUGCUUUGAUUGGGAAAGGGUAAGUGAAGCCAUGGUUGACAUGACUGAAGGUCCUGGACUCACCAUGCCCAAGGCUGAACCGUUGGUAGCCAAGUGCAAACCGCGUCUAGAGAUGCAGAAUCUACUGUCCCAGCUGUGAGUCCGUUGUCAAACUUAUGUUUGGUGUUGGUGCAUUUGCCACUGUUUGUUGCUUUUUUUGGCUCGGGAUUAUUUGUAUGUAAAUUAAUAAAAACUCGAUAGUCCUGACUGAGAUGGUUUUCCUGCGUGAGGGACGUGAAGAUUAGUGAGGAGUGGGUUU